Caenorhabditis auriculariae is the source of this 603-nucleotide messenger RNA. The record is from the annotation of a GenBank genome assembly. NCBI's taxonomy places the organism in Eukaryota, Metazoa, Nematoda, Chromadorea, Rhabditida, Rhabditidae.
AUGCCCCCGCCCCAAAGCCCGCCUGAGACCAUUGUGCCUCAAGAUUUUUCCAAACCAGUCAAGCUACUGACUGCCAAAACGCUAGAAAGAACAGCCGACCAAGCAAUCGCAAAGAUAAUCGACGUGAAAAACUUGAAAAACGCGAUCGUUCGUGACUUUGUUCACACGCAUCACAUAAUUCAGAAGAUCACUGAAUCACAAAAUGCCAAAAUCAACACGAUUAAGCACGAUUCUUCAGCGGCCCCUCCUCAGCAAAUCAGCAGCGCCGUUUCGGACGACAGUUCCGACGACGACAACGGAGGCUUCCUCUCGCCCACCGGCGUGGUGACGCCGACAAAGGCCGCGACCUCAUUGCAAGUCGCUUUGAACUCCCCCGCCUGCCCAACCAGCCUCAAGCCCAGCACUACGAAUGGAUCUGGAAUACGCCAAAAAACUCCCAGCGUGAAUCGAGAUGUACAAAAAUAUUGUGAAGCAUCUGGUAUUAGAUCCGAAACGCGGUGGAAGCCUUGCACCUAUGAAAGGAGGGAACGGUCUUCAGCUGCAGCGAAAGUUUCCCGACCUGAUUUGGGAGCAGUCACUCUACAUUCACCAGAACAAAGCUGA